AUGGGCGGCACAGGCGGUGAGGGCAACGUCGAGCGCGGCAACCACGAGCACAUCGAGAACGUCGAGAUCACUCGGUCGCGCAAACUGUGGGUGGCCUUCACGUGGAUGACCAGCUUUUGGAUCCCCUCGCCGCUGCUUAGCUUUUGUGGGCGCAUGAAGCGGCCGGACGUACGCAUGGCGUGGCGCGAGAAGUUUGCCAUUUGCACUAUCAUUGUAUUUAUGUGGGCUGCCCUGCUGUUCAUAAUCAUCGGUCUUGGUCUCAUUCUGUGCCCGAGGCAGUACGUGUGGACAGAGCAGGACAUCAGCAACAUCAACGAUGCCAAAAAGUCGUACAUGUCGGUGCGUGGAAGCGUCUAUGAUAUCACCGACUUUAUCAAGCAGAACGGCCACGGCAAUUCCGCGCACCCAGGCCGCACAGAUUUACUCGCCCAGUAUGCCGGCUAUGACACCAACGCGUCAUUCCCUGUUAUUGCGCGCGCGGCAUGCCCGGAGCUAGUUUCCGAAGCCGUUGACCCAAGCUACACGAUGUUCUUCCCGGUGCGUGGCGCCUCGUCCAACAUUGAUCCGGUGGCAUCAAACCUGUUUCCGCACUACUCGCAGAGCGACCCCCGCUCGGAGAAGCUCACGGACCCUGACUUUUACUCAGCUUACUUUUUGCCGACCAUGGAGAAAUUCAAGAAGGGCGGCGUCGUGUGGAAGUUUGACUGGAUCAACUGGAUGUACAAGCAGCAGUCGCAGGCCUGGCGUGUCAUCAACAAGGAGGUGUUCAACCUGCAGCCUUAUGUCGAUGCCAUCAACUACCAGGGCAACCUGAACAACAAGUACAACAUCCUGGACAGCCGCUUUGAGGAGAUAUUGAAACAAAGCGGUUACGGCACAGCGGAUAUUACCAAGGACUGGCUGGGCCUUAACUGGGACGCUGAGACUCGCGACAUCAACUACAACUGCAUGAAGGCGCUCUUCUAUGUUGGCACCGUAGACAACCGCCAGGACACGCGCUGCCUGGCGACCAACUACAUGCUCGUGGCAUUCGCAUGCGUGCUCAUGCUCGUCGUCAUGGUCAAGUUCAUCACCGCGCUGCAGUUCAACAAGAGGCCGCGCCCGACGCCGCCGGAUAAGUUUAUCGUUUGUCAGGUGCCCUGCUACACCGAGGACGAGGAAAGUAUUGCCAAGACCAUUAGCUCGCUGGCCGGCCUCGAGUACGCAGACAAGCAGAAGCUCAUUUUCAUCAUUUGCGACGGCAACAUUGUCGGCUCGGGUAACGAAAAGUCGACGCCGCGCAUUGUUCUUGACAUUCUGGGCGUCGAUCCCGAGUACGACCCUCCCAGCCGCGACUACCUGGCCAUUGCCGAGGGCUCGCGCCGUCACAAUAUUGGCAAGGUGUACUCUGGUCUGUACGAGUUCGAGGGCCACGUUGUGCCGUUUAUGGUUGUGGUUAAGGUCGGCACGCCCGAGGAAACCAACCGUUCCGGCAACCGCGGCAAGCGUGACUCCCAGAUCCUGCUCAUGUCGUUCUUCAACAAGGUUCACUUUAACCUGCCGAUGACGCCGCUGGAGCUCGAGAUCUACCACCAGAUGCGCCACAUCAUCGGUGUGCCGCCUAGGAACUUUGAGUACCUGCUGCAGGUCGAUGCCGAUACGGAGGUCAUGCCCGACUCGCUGUCGCGCUUGGUUUCGGCCUGCACGAGCGAUCGUCGUAUCAUUGGUAUUUGCGGCGAGACCAUGUUGGGUAACGAGAACCAGAGCUGGACAACGAUGACGCAGGUGUACGAAUACUUUAUCUCCCAUCACAUGUCCAAGGCGUUCGAGUCUCUGUUCGGCUCUGUCACUUGCUUGCCCGGUUGUUUCUGCAUGUACCGCCUACGCACGACCGACGGCAAGCCGCUGCUUAUCGCCAAACCUGUUCUCGAGGCAUACUCCGAGCUGCACGUCGACACGCUGCACAAGAAAAACCUUUUGUCGCUCGGCGAGGAUCGCUACCUGACCACACUGAUGAUGCAGUACUUCCCACAGUUCAAACUCAAGUUUAUUCAAGACGCAAAGUGCAAGACUAUUGCACCCGACAAAUGGUCCAUUCUGCUAUCGCAGCGUCGCCGCUGGAUUAACUCGACCAUCCAUAAUCUGGCCGAGCUCCUGUUCCUGCAGGACAUGUGCGGAUUCUGCUUCUUUUCAAUGCGCUUUGUCGUGUUCCUCGAUCUCUUUGGUACUAUCACGAUGCCGACGACGCUUAUGUACUUUGCCUACCUGAUCUACAUUGCCGCCACGGGUAUGGCCGAGGUUGGUUACAUCUCCUUGAUUCUCAUUGGUGCCAUUUAUGGCCUGCAAGCAGUAAUCUUUCUUCUACGCCGUGAGUGGCAGCAUAUCGGCUGGAUGAUCAUCUACCUGUGCGCCUACCCUCUGUGGUCAUUUGUCCUGCCCAUCUACUCGUUCUGGCACAUGGAUGAUUUCUCCUGGGGUAAUACGCGCGUGGUGGUCGGCGACGGCAAGCGCAAGAUCAUCAUUGAGGACGACAAACCCUUUGAUCCCGAGUCAAUCCCGCAGCGC
Messenger RNA from Kickxella alabastrina, 2544 nucleotides. Its product is annotated as chitin synthase-domain-containing protein. NCBI's taxonomy places the organism in Eukaryota, Fungi, Kickxellomycota, Kickxellomycetes, Kickxellales, Kickxellaceae. The record is from RefSeq and is a predicted model, not a curated record. Gene Ontology annotation, cellular component: cell periphery; cell septum. The transcript has a single exon. Gene Ontology annotation, molecular function: chitin synthase activity. The annotation marks the transcript as partial.